Cryptomeria japonica (Japanese cedar) is the source of this 1796-nucleotide messenger RNA. Its product is annotated as rhomboid-like protein 20. Gene Ontology annotation, cellular component: membrane. Gene Ontology annotation, molecular function: protein binding; serine-type endopeptidase activity. The transcript has 8 exons. Bases 263 to 1141 code for a protein of 292 amino acids. NCBI's taxonomy places the organism in Eukaryota, Viridiplantae, Streptophyta, Pinopsida, Cupressales, Cupressaceae. The record is from RefSeq and is a predicted model, not a curated record.
AAAGCCUCCUACAAAAAGGAAGGAGAAAGCCUGUUAAAAACCACGGAACGACAAAUUUUCCGUCGACAAAGAAAGCUACAAAUAAAUAAAAAUCCGUGCUGUUGACGGGGAAAAACGAGGAAGUGCCCUCCAUUUCUCAAGGAAUUCGCAGAUCCGUUUCUUCUCGUGCUCUUUAAUUUUUGGUGUCGACGGUCAAUUUUAACUGAAAUCCGGCCAUAUUUACCUGGAAAUCUGCCCAAUUUUGACAGAAAUCCGGGACAAAAUGAACGCAGGACCCUCUGGAUUUCAACAUGCUCCCGUGACAAAAAUUUUGGUUCUCCUAUGCGGCGCGGUCUCCAUUAUUGCUGCCACUCAAGGACGACCGUAUUCCUUUAAUCUUUCGUAUCAGGCAAUUUUAAAGAAGUUUCACCUUUGGAGGCUCUUAACAUCUGCGUUCAUAUUUUCAUCAACCUCAGAGUUGAUAUUUGGACUUUACCUAUUAUACUACUUCAGGGUUUUUGAAAGACAAAUUGGAUCUAACAAAUAUUCUGUUUUUAUCUUAUUUUCAACAAUCUUUUCAAUACUCUUCGAGUUAGCAAUUUUGACAGGGUUGAAAGACACUAUAUCAAGUGGACUAGUUCCUGGACCAUAUGGCAUAAUAUUUUCACUCUUUGUCCCCUUCUUUCUGGAUAUACCAGUUUCAACAAGGUUUCAAAUUUUCAGUUUCCGGUUCUCUGACAAGUCAUUUGUCUAUCUUGCUGGACUUCAACUUCUCCUAUCAUCAUGGAAAAGAUCCUUUAUACCAGGGAUUUGUGGAGUUCUUGCUGGAUUAUUAUAUCGAGCGAACAUCUUUCACAUUCAAAGAAUCAAGUUACCUAAACUGGUAAGCUCUGCUGUGUCGUGGCUCUUUUCACCAUUAGUUUCAAGUGGUUCAUCUACAACUUCCACAAGAAGAACUCGUCGGAGGGAAACUAUUAAUGCACCAUUGGGCCAACAGUUUCAGCAGGACCGUUUGGUAGCACCUGCUCUGGUUCCUUCAGAGGAAGCCAUUUCAACUCUAGUUUCUAUGGGGUUUGAUAGAAGCUCAGCUACACAAGCACUUAGACAAGCAAGGAAUGACAUUGGUGCUGCUGCAGACCUACUUCUCAGCAAUCAGCUUUAAUGAUUGUUAUAUUAUUUCUGAUUUGCCUUCUAUAUUGGUUCGUCUGGCCUUUGAAUGACAGUUUAGAUGUACACUUUUUUGUGCAUAUUAGACCACUCAAUUCAAGAUUGAGAUUCUUCUAAAUCUUUGUUCAAAUUGGUCCGGUUGCUAAAGGAGGGAGAUUUCCUAUUUCCUGGUUUGCUUCAAAUUCUGACAUGGAGAGACUGACAAAGGUCGAUAUGGAGAUGUAAACUUGCCAUUAAAUUUAAGUUUUCACUCCUGUUACAGGAAUAUAUUCACUGGUUGCUGCAUCCUGGCAUACAUGUAACACCAAUUAUCUCCUGUGGGUCUUUAAAUAUUUUGCCUAGCCUCGGUUAACACUCUAUUUAAUUGGUCAAAGUGAACCACUUUGAGGGACUUUGCAUAAGUUGGAUAUCUUUGAAUCAGAGGUAAACUUCAAUUUUCUGCACAUGUAAAUUAGAAAAAGAGGCAACUGAACUGUCCAUUGAUUAUGGCUGAAUUUAGGCCAGGAUUUUUGUAUCAUUAUUACAUGCAUCCAUAAACUAGGUUAUGUUAGUUCAUUGAUGGGACAAAUACUGAAACAACUAUUUUUGUCGUCUUUUACUAGAGAUGUUUUGAAAUACACCUUGCUCUAGAUUUUCCUUUUGGUGGUCUA